GCGCACUUGGGAGCGGACUGUCUCAGAUUGGGGGCUUAUGCACGCUGGCCUGUCGACGUCGCCUGCAUCCUUAUCGCCGUAUUAGAGAGAUACUUCACUUCUUCACACCGCCCUGCCCUGUUCGCUUUCCGUUAGCACCUCCGAGUACCCCGCCAAACAACUGCUCGAAACAUUCACGCGUACCUGACUGGACCGUCCGUCCCUGCCCAGUCACCCUCCACAUCCUCAACACCACACACCAUGGCGGACGAAGAGGGUGCUUCCCCCCGCGAACUUGUUCUCGAAGCGUGCCGACGCAACAACACCGAGCUGCUUGAGGAAACCCUGAAAGACCUUGCUGCUGCUGCCUCAAAAUCAGGGAAGAAGCCCGAGGAUCAUGUCGCGGAAACAUUGAACAACACACGCGACGGCGUAGGAAAUGGCUGCCUUCACGUUGCGGCAACAUACGGAAGCUUCGAAGUUAUCGACAUGCUUCUCGACCAAGAGGGUCUUGAGAUUGACGAGAUCGACCGCAUGGAGCAGGAUACGCCCCUUCACAAAGCCGUACGCUACGUCAACUCGCUCGAAAAGUCCGUCUGGCCCCACGGACACUCCAUCGUGGCCAUGCUUCUAGAUGCAGGAUGCGACCCGAGAAUAAGGAACAAGGCGAAGCUCAAGCCCAUUGAGUUGGUGGACCCGAGAAACACCGAGCUGAGGAGCAUGCUACAAAAGGGUGAAGUCUCGAUGCUAAUGGGUGGUGACGUGGUGGAAGACGACGACGAUGAUGGCCCAACAGGAAGCGCUAGUGAUAGCGAUUGAGAAGUCACACAUGGGAGAGCACGAUUUGGACAAAGACUUUGGGCCCCGGGUAUGGUGGCAACUGGGGUAUCUUGAGAGCCCGAGUAUCGGCUUUGACAGCGAUAGACAAGCAGCAUGUACCCAUCUGUUCCUCCUCAUCCACGAGCCGGCCUCGCGCGCAUUCGUGCUGGAGAUGGAAGGCGACUUUCGCUUUGGAUGUUCCUUCUCCGCAUGUCCCCAUAAUCAAGUCUAUCGUUUCGGUCUAAAGUCUCCCGAUCAAUCUUGCUGCU
Alternaria rosae is the source of this 1067-nucleotide messenger RNA. RefSeq lists its product as uncharacterized. Gene Ontology annotation, molecular function: protein binding. Bases 241 to 798 code for a protein of 185 amino acids. NCBI's taxonomy places the organism in Eukaryota, Fungi, Ascomycota, Dothideomycetes, Pleosporales, Pleosporaceae. The transcript has 4 exons. The record is from RefSeq and is a predicted model, not a curated record.